AUGGCUCUACGUGUGGCGACGGAGAAGGCAGCGUCUGCUUCCAGUCCGGCCGUAACGUUGUAUCGCUACAUCACCAAGCAGGUCCCACGUGUAUUGACGCUCUAUGACAUUCCAAUGGAACCAGCCGAGGCGCGUCUAGCAGUACAGGCGCUCUUCCGACAGCAUGCGGCUGUCAAGGACCCUCGUGUGGUGGAUAUGCUCAUUACGAAGGCCAAUAUGGAGCUAGAGGAGACACUCAUGCAGUGGAAACAAAAGGUCCAUUUGGUAAAGCUAUUGGAACACGGACAGACCUUGCGCACUCCAGCGCCAUUUGUGAAUUCAAUGGAGCAGACGCUCGACAAGUUUUACGCCGGUGUAGACGAUGAGGAAGACGAACUUUAA
Molecule: messenger RNA, 381 nt
Organism: Peronospora farinosa
Lineage: Eukaryota; Oomycota; Peronosporomycetes; Peronosporales; Peronosporaceae
Source: the annotation of a GenBank genome assembly